UGUUCAGAAACGCUGUGAAGUUGUGACUGCUGCGAACUAACGUUAGCUAUAGACAUGAUGCCACCCAAUACAAUGUAACAGCAGUAGUUCAGCUAAUACCUAAAACUAUUUAUAAACUGACGCUUGAGUGUCUUGAUUUCCAAUGUAACGCUGCGUAUGACCCGCAGCAUUGUUUCUGAGAGGCCGGUGAUAGGUUGGACCUUUCAAACUGUAUGCACAGACGGCUUGACAGAAAUGGGAGCAGAAGGUGUGGGUAAGACCACCCUGGUCCAGAAGGCCUGUGACGUAAUAGUGUCUUCAGGUGUGUCUGUGGAGGGCUUCUACACCCAGGAGGUCAGGGAGGGGAGGCGCAGGGUCGGUUUCGACAUUGUUACCGUGACCGGACAGAGAGGAAACUUGUCCAGAGUCAGAGAGAAGUCUGUUGCUUCACAUGGAGGGAGGGAGUACACUGUCGGACAGUAUGUAGUGGAUGUACCUUCGUUUGAGAACCUGGCUCUACCUCUCUUCAGAAACCUUGACUCUUCAUGCAGUAGCAACCAUCAGGUGUUCAUCAUUGAUGAGGUUGGUAAAAUGGAGCUGUUCAGCCAGGCGUUCAUCAGGUCAGUCAGACAGACCCUGGACUCUCCAGUCUUCUCUGUCCUGGGGACUAUACCCCUCCCUUCAGGAAAACCACUGGGUUUCGUGGAGGAGAUACGGACCAGGACGGACGUCACUGUCUUCACUGUCUCCAAGGAGAACAGAGAUGUUAUAUUACCAGAGGUUGUGUCAGCUCUAAAGGACUGCCUCAAACAAAGUGCUGAGUAGGUGGAAGUUAUCCAAGGUCAGUGGAACAUCAUGGAGGGCAUUCAGAAGAACAGCAGCACUUUGAACUAGACCCUGAUGGACAAGACCGACCCUGAUGAACAAGACCGACCCUGAUGGACAAGACCGACCCUGAUGAACAAGACCGACCCUGAUGAACAAGACCGACCCUGAUGGACUAGACCGACCCUGAUGAACAAGACCGACCCUGAUGAACAAGACCGACCCUGAUAGGUUAGACCGACCCUGAUGGACUAGACCGACCCUGAUGGACUAGACCGACCCUGAUGGACUAGACCGACCCUGAUGGACUAGACCGACCCUGAUGAACUAGACCGACCCUGAUGGACUAGACCGACCCUGAUGGACUAGACCGACCCUGAUGAACAAGACCGACCCUGAUGAACAAGACCGACCCUGAUGAACAAGACCGACCCUGAUGGACUAGACCGACCCUGAUGGACUAGACCGACCCUGAUGGACUAGACCGUCCCUGAUGGAUGGAUGUUGGCCAGCACUCUGUACUAGACCGACCCUGAUGAACAAGACCGACCCUGAUGAACAAGACCGACCCUGAUGGACUAGACCGACCCUGAUGAACAAGACCGACCCUGAUGAACAAGACCGACCCUGAUAGACUAGACCGACCCUGAUAGACUAGACCGACCCUGAUGGACUAGACCGACCCUGAUGGACAAGACCGACCCUGAUGAACAAGACCGACCCUGAUGAACAAGACCGACCCUGAUGGACUAGACCGAUCCUGAUGGACUAGACCGACCCUGCUGAACGAGACCGACCCUGCUGAACGAGACCGACCCUGAAGAACGAGACCGACCCUGAAGAACGAGACCGACCCUGAAGAACGAGACCGACCCUGAUGAACUAGACUGACCCUGAUGGAUGGAUGUUGGCCAAUACUCUGUAAUAGACCAUGGCCACCUAACCAUCCCCAGCUUCCAAUUGGCUCAUUCAUCCCCCUCCUCUCCCCUGUAACUAUUCCCCAGGUCAUUGCUGUAAAUGAGAAUGUUUUCUCGGUCAACUUACCUGGUAAAAUAACAAAGAAAUCAAUAAAAAUGUAAUAAAACAAUGAUUUAAUUAA
Molecule: messenger RNA, 1903 nt
Organism: Oncorhynchus keta (chum salmon)
Lineage: Eukaryota; Metazoa; Chordata; Actinopteri; Salmoniformes; Salmonidae
Gene: ntpcr
Product: nucleoside-triphosphatase, cancer-related
Exons: 5
Coding region: 157-804 (215 amino acids)
Molecular function (GO): ATP hydrolysis activity
Source: RefSeq, a predicted model, not a curated record